AUGGCGAUCUGUACUUAUAACGCACGUACGCUUGCAUCGGAAGCGGCCAUCGAAGAUCUGAUGAUGCAAGCCAAGAAGAUCAAAUACGACGUCAUCGGACUGACCGAGACGAGACGACGUCACCCUCUCAACGCCGUAUAUGAAACUGGAGAACUGUUCUUAGGAACAUGCGACAGUAGAGGUGUUGAUGGAGUUGGCGUCCUCGUCAACACGAGUAUGGCAAAGAACAUCAACUCUUUUGAACAACUUACGACCCGAAUCGGACGUCUGCGGAUGAGAAGAUGUGGCCCAACGCCAGCUUUGACUAUCUUCGUCGCUUACACUCCAACAUCAAGUUACCAAGAGAGGGAAGUCGAGCAUUCUAGAUCUGGAGAAGUUCUAUAG
Messenger RNA from Necator americanus (New World hookworm), 384 nucleotides. RefSeq lists its product as uncharacterized. The coding region runs from base 1 to 384 and encodes 127 amino acids. The record is from RefSeq and is a predicted model, not a curated record. The transcript has a single exon. Lineage: Eukaryota; Metazoa; Nematoda; Chromadorea; Rhabditida; Ancylostomatidae.